Molecule: messenger RNA, 1492 nt
Organism: Cuscuta europaea
Lineage: Eukaryota; Viridiplantae; Streptophyta; Magnoliopsida; Solanales; Convolvulaceae
Source: the annotation of a GenBank genome assembly
CUCAAGCCCAUUGAUGAGUCUCGUGUUGAUUUAUUUGCUACCAGUUUUAACGAAGAGAUGAUCUUUAUUAUAUCCCAAAUUUGGAUUGGUGCUUUUGCUAACGAGAAGAGUCAAGAGUGUAAUGUUAGAGGCACAAUAUGACUAUAGUUAAUAAAUACGAAGUAAUAAUUACAGAGUAUCAUUAUGUAAUAAAUAAAGACCAACCCUUUAUUUCAAUGAAGAGGUAUUUCUUCAUGAAGAGGUAUUUCUUCAUUCAAAAAGUAUAUGUAAUAUACACAAAGUACGGUGUAAUAUUUAUUUAAAUAUAAAAUCAUUAUAAUAAAUAUUUUGUUCUAUUAAUAAAUUAUAUGCUCUUUAAUGUAAUUUCAUAUUAUCCGGUCACUCUCUCAGCUCUUUUUGCCAAACGGGUUUACUCUAUUCAGCUAGUAAUUCAGAUUCAGCACUUCAAAAUCCAGCUUCCGACAAUAGUCUCUGAUCCAGACAAUAGCCCCUAAUUCAGACAUAGCCUCCAGUUCCAGCUUGAUGUGCCAAACAUAGCCUAAAAAAGUCGAUUAAGCCCUUGAACCAAACAAACUCCUCAUUAAGCCCACCAAUUUUACAAAAACAAACAAAUUUACUCCCUCCAUCCUUUAUAAUUGUUCCAGUUAAUUCUCUCUUCUUUGCGCAAACUUCAAUUACACAGUUUUUACUUUAUUAAUUCUCGUGUCAAACUUGGCAAAGUAAAUCCGGUUCCCCGGCCAUAUAGCUGACGUGACAGUCCACAUAUUUAUGUUUUUCUUUUUCUCCUCUUCUACUCGAGCUACUUUCUUCUUCCACCGCUCCCUUCUUCCUUCUUGCUUUCUUUUCUCCUUUUUCUCCAUUCUCCCCAGUCUUCUUCCCAGCCAAACUACUCUCCCCUUUUUGUUUCUUCUUCUUCUUCCUAUUGUGCUCCAUUAUUUUCCCUCUUUUUCUGAACUCUGCGACAUUUUUGUUUUCGUUUUUUAUUAUAUUUCCGCUUCUUCAAAGUGCAGGAGCAGGCCGGUGAUGGAUUCUUUAAAAAGAGUAAACGGUGUAGGAGAUGGUUCUUUUGGAUUGCUAAUUUUCGAUGCUUCUCUUUUGCAGACAGGUUGGGUAUAUAGUUUUUGUCCAGGAAACUCCUCCAAAAGACACCUAUUGAAUGGAAUGUGGUAAACUUUCUUUCACAAUUGAGAGUCGCGACUAUUCUGCCAAGAUAACAAUCCAAAAACAAAGCAAACAAUAAUCUAGUCUUUUAAAUGGGUGUUUGGAUUUGAUUCUUAAAACUGCUUCUGUCUCCUUCACGGAGCAGAAGCAGAAGUUGGAGAGUUUGAGAAAAAGUGCAGAAGUGAUUCUGAUGCUCUAAUUUACUCAUAGAAUUAGUUUUUUUAGAAGCUGGGGUGACCAGCUUCUGAAAACUGAUUCUGAUUCUGCUUCUGCUUUAAAAAAGAAGCAGAAUCAGAAUCAGUUCCAAACACCCCCUAAGUGAACUGUUUAA